AUGGCACAAUUACCACCGGAGGUGCUUAGCGCAAUUGCGUCGUAUGCCACCCCGGGCGACCUCCUCGUGCUCAGUCGUACGAGCAAGGGAUUGCAGCGUGCAGCUGAGCCACGAAUCUACGAAACCGUGAUCCUCCGCGAUGCGCAGAGCGUUUUCGUAGGCUGCCACGCCCUCCUCGCACGCGAUGCCUAUAGAGGCCCGUAUGUCAAGCGCCUCUUCAUCUACCAGGACGCGCAGCGAGUAACGGGACGCAACAACUUCACCAACGCCCCUCCGCAAAUCUGGCUCGCGAUCCAGCAAACGCUCACAAAGACCGUCAACCUCGAACGCCUCUUGCUGCAUGACCCUACAUGUUCGCAUUCGUGGAUGCUGGACCACGAGGACAUCAAGUUCCAGCUGCGCGAUGCGCAACUGCGUCUUCCGUGGGAUGAGCCGAUGGUCUCGUUCCUGCAAACGCAACACAAGCUGCUUUCCCUGUCCACCGAGGACGCGCGGGAGGACGGCCCGCUCUAUCCGCUUGCGCCCAGCGCGCUGCCCGUCCUGGAGAUUUACAGCGGACCGCUCCUUGUUGUGGCCGAGCUGCUCGGAAGUCCGCUCGUGCGGCUCCAGAUGAAGGCGGACGACGACACCGCGCCGCUGAUACCGACCAUCGUCUCCGAUCUGUCCAGGAUCAUGAAGACGCUCCGCAAUCUGUGCAUCCUUGGGUUGCCGGAGGAGCUCUCGCUCGAGGUCUGGCACCAUUUCCACCGCUGUCUGAUGAAGCUUCCCGCGCUCACGCUGCUCGAGCUCGACGUGACGCACCUGCAACCACGCCCAAACGAAUUGCUGCAGCGCAUGAUCCUCUUCGACCUCCGCAUGUACUGCCCGACAUUGCAGGGAGCCGUCUUCUGGAUCGCCCAGCACCGCUUCCAAUGGUACUGCCGCAACGGACAAUGGGUGUGCAAUCACCAGGGAGCGCGGUCGCAGGUGAACGACGGCCUGUGGCGCACCUACGUCCUUUGUCCGUUUCAUAUCCCUCGCCCCCACGCGCGUGUCCCCAUGUCUUCCUCGUCCGCAUCCUCCUCUCGCUCCCUCGCAUCCUCCCCGGCCUCUUCUCUUUCCUCCGCCUCCUCCGCGUGGACACCCACGUCCCUGCGCCUGAGCACCAUGAACACCUCGGCUACGCGUCCGCCACCGGCGCACCAGCACGCCCCCGCACCGUCGACAAUCGCCUCCCUGCCGAGCCUCGCGCAUUCUUUGUCCUCUUUCCCCACAAUGACCGUCGUCACGAAUGACAUGGUCCACUAUUCCAUGCUCGGCAGCACAAAGGGCGCAAGCGAAGCGAAGCUGAACUCAGCCCUGCGCAGAACGAAGCAACGACAGGAUGCCGGGCCCGGUGCCAAGGUCAGUGCCUCCCAUGUCGUGCUCAGCGCCGGCCGGCCGACUGAAAGCGACUCUACAGGUGUCCGCGUCGAACGCGAACCCCCGCGCGCGGUAUCCCACGCCCGAGGACGACGAGCCGUUCCUCCUGAUCGUUCCCAAGCGGUCUAA
Trametes versicolor FP-101664 SS1 is the source of this 1530-nucleotide messenger RNA. RefSeq lists its product as uncharacterized. The transcript is spliced from 4 exons. Gene Ontology annotation, molecular function: protein binding. The coding region runs from base 1 to 1530 and encodes 509 amino acids. NCBI's taxonomy places the organism in Eukaryota, Fungi, Basidiomycota, Agaricomycetes, Polyporales, Polyporaceae. The record is from RefSeq and is a predicted model, not a curated record.